Lates calcarifer (barramundi perch) is the source of this 2104-nucleotide messenger RNA. RefSeq names its product golgi reassembly stacking protein 2 (gene gorasp2). Gene Ontology annotation, cellular component: Golgi apparatus. The record is from RefSeq and is a predicted model, not a curated record. The transcript is spliced from 10 exons. Gene Ontology annotation, molecular function: protein binding. Lineage: Eukaryota; Metazoa; Chordata; Actinopteri; Centropomidae. The coding region runs from base 260 to 1525 and encodes 421 amino acids. Gene Ontology annotation, biological process: Golgi organization.
AAUAAAAAGUCUACAGUUAUGUUCACCCUAGACUCAUUUCUAAACCUGGAUGAAUAUUAUUUGAAUUGAAUCGAUUUUUUAGGCGUCUUACAGUACACAUUUAUGCUGUCAUCACUCAGCCGCCACAGAGGGCUGCGGCACCGCAACACUCACAGCGGAAGUGCUGCGAGCCAGGAAACACACACGGUCAUGAUCUGGAGGGGAGCCGCCUGCUAACCCGACACCGCUAGUCCACCCUGACACACACAUUCAGGGAGACAUGGGAGGCUCUCAGAGCGUCGAGAUACCGGGAGGAGGAACCGAAGGCUACCACGUCCUUCGAGUGCAGGAGAAUUCCCCAGGGCACCGUGCAGGACUGGAGCCAUUCUUUGAUUUCAUCAUUUCCAUUGGUGACACUAGACUGAACAAAGACAAUGACACCCUAAAAGAGCUGCUGAAGAUGAAUGUGGAGAGGCCCGUCAAGAUGCUGCUAUACAGCAGCAAGACAAUGGCAGUGAGGGAGGCGACUGUCACACCCAGCAAUAUGUGGGGCGGCCAGGGGCUUCUGGGUGUCAGCAUUCGCUUCUGCAGCUUUGAAGGGGCCAAUGAAAAUGUUUGGCAUGUCUUGGAAGUAGAGCCAAACUCACCUGCAGCCCUGGCUGGUUUGAGGGCCUACGCUGACUACAUUAUAGGAGCCGACAGUGUCAUGAAUGAGAGCGAGGAUCUGUUCUCCCUCAUUGAAACCCAUGAAGGGAAGGAGCUGAAGCUGUACGUCUACAACACAGAUACAGACAACUGCCGCGAGGUGGUCAUCACUCCAAACUGUGACUGGGGUGGAGAGGGCAGUCUCGGAUGUGGGAUUGGCUAUGGCUACCUGCACAGGAUACCCACACUGCCAUUUGCAGAGGGCAAGAAGAUCAGUUUCCCUGCACAACCUACUAAUGAACUCGCUCCUCCACCUAAAGAUGGAUUCACAGAGGUCCAUCUUUCUGCUGUCAUUCCAACUGUUCCAGUUGCUGUGUCGUCUUCUGCGUCGACUGGAUUAGAGCAUGCUCUCGCUGGUUUGUCAGUCCGCUCUAACCCAACCACUGUCAUUAGUGAUCUACAGACAGGAGCUCCUACAGUCCCACUGCCCACCCAGGUCCCCUCCUCACAAACCGUUCCCCUGUCUGUCAAUCCUGCUCCAACAAUACCAGGCUUAAUGCCCUUACCCAGAGGUCUUACACCACUUCCUAAUUUACCAAACCUCAAUAUCACCUUGCCAGACAUGGGCCACGUAUUGCCACCUGGAGUUGGAUUACAACAUCCAGGUCUUCAACCUCUUCCUCCUUUCAACAUCCCCACUGUGGCACCUGGUUUUAAACUGCCCCCAUCUGACUUGAUUCUGCCCCCCUUCACUGCUAAAGCAGUUCCUGCUGUUACACAAAAUACCACAUCUGCCUCUUCCACUAUCCAAACGAACAUGUCAAUGACCAAAACCCCAAUCCCAUCAUCAGUGACCACCUCUGAAUCAAUAAAUAUCACAAUGUCUGUAGACUCAUCUUAGCAAAGAGCACCAUUUGAGGUUGUCAACUGGCUCUUAAGUCUUACAUGCUGUAGACAGUCUAUUAGCUGCACCAAUCUGUUGACAAAUUGCUCCUACACACCACUACGAUUGUUGUACGAGAGCUCCAGUAUCUUAAGGAUACUAGAAUCACACUGCUGGUCUUCUCACAAGCAGCAAAACCCAAGAAGAAUUACAAGUAUCAUUCAAAUGUUUUAGCAGAGAAUAAAUAUACACUCUGCAGCAGAACAACUUUUUAAAAUAGUUCACAACUGAAUCAUAGUUAAAGGAGUGUUAACAAAAACUAUGUGAACUUUUUGAACUUGGCAACAAGUGUAAAGUAUGUGGGGAACAGGUUACAUUUAAAGUGUACAAGUCAGUAUCUUUGCAUUUUUAGGCAUCAAACUACUGAAGGUCUUCAGGGGAAGAUGGGGCUGUAACUGCUACCGGGGAUUUAUCUUUAGAUAAGCAGGUUUGCUUGCUGCUGUAGCUAUUAAAUAUUAAAUGGUUUUGGUUUUGUAUAAAAAAAUAAUUUGUAAAGUCAGACAAGGUUAACUUGAUUAAACUUAUGUAUUUUCUCUA